Molecule: messenger RNA, 258 nt
Organism: Debaryomyces fabryi
Lineage: Eukaryota; Fungi; Ascomycota; Pichiomycetes; Serinales; Debaryomycetaceae
Product: U6 snRNA complex subunit
Exons: 1
Coding region: 1-258 (85 amino acids)
Source: RefSeq, a predicted model, not a curated record
AUGGAUUACGCCAAGGAACAAAAUAUCUUAAAUAUGGAACAAAGAAACAGAAAUCAAAGGAGAAGAACAGGAGGAGGAAAUUACAACAACAGGAGAAACUAUAAUAAUCAAAAUAAUAACAGAAAUGGUGGUGGAUACAAUAACCGUCGUCAGAAUCAAAACCAAAAUCAAAAUCAAGGUCAUAAUUAUAGUAGUCAUGGUCAUGGACAAGGCCACGGACAAGGUCAAAGUCAUGGUGCUAACCAAAGCAAAUUUUAG